GCUAAAUUAAAAGAAGCAUAUGAAAAGGGUAUUUAUGCUUCUCCAAAAUGCAAAAACAUAACACCCCAAAAAAAUAAAAAAACAUCAUUUUCAACAAGAAAUAAAAAUUCUUCUUCUUCUGAAUCAUCUGAUAAAAGUAGUUCAUCAUUAAUUAAUAAGCAAACCAUAUCUACUACUUUACCAUAUAGAGGAUUUCAGUCUGCACCACCUAUGAAUAAAAGUGAUUAUUUAGCUA
This is a messenger RNA of Racocetra fulgida, 235 nucleotides long. NCBI's taxonomy places the organism in Eukaryota, Fungi, Glomeromycota, Glomeromycetes, Diversisporales, Gigasporaceae. The record is from the annotation of a GenBank genome assembly.